GUGAUAUGGUUCCCACAACAUUUGUUGGAAAAGUGAUAGCUUUCCCUGCGAUGAUGUGUGGCAUCCUGCUCAUAGCGUUACCAUCCAUAAUUGUUGGAAAAAAUUUUACUUUAGUAUGGGAAGCAAUGCGGCAAUACCGUCGUUCUAAUGCCAAUACACGAGAUCAAGCUGGUAAUGUUGGUACAAACAAUGAAGGUGAAUAUACAGGAGGUACGGAUUUGCGGACUAGCUUUGAAAGUACACACUCUUAUAUAUCAAAUAUGCCUCGUGGUUAUGAUUCUAUGAAUGACGAGCUGGUUGCUAACCAAGAUGCGUUGCUUGAACAAGUGCGAACUUUAUUAAAAAUUUCUCAACAAAAUCAAGUUGCACUUGAAAGAAUCCAACAGACAUUAGAACAAAAUGGUAUGAAGGUCAAUCCAGAAAAAAAUAGUCCUAAAAUUACUAUACCUGAAAAGGGUACUACAUCAGGAACCUCCUGA
This is a messenger RNA of Dentiscutata heterogama, 479 nucleotides long. The record is from the annotation of a GenBank genome assembly. Lineage: Eukaryota; Fungi; Glomeromycota; Glomeromycetes; Diversisporales; Gigasporaceae.